Messenger RNA from Neltuma alba, 1216 nucleotides. RefSeq names its product N-carbamoylputrescine amidase. Gene Ontology annotation, molecular function: N-carbamoylputrescine amidase activity. NCBI's taxonomy places the organism in Eukaryota, Viridiplantae, Streptophyta, Magnoliopsida, Fabales, Fabaceae. The transcript has 9 exons. The record is from RefSeq and is a predicted model, not a curated record. Bases 78 to 977 code for a protein of 299 amino acids.
AUCACUGAGCGCUUCCCAUAGCUAAACGCUAUCGAGAGUAGCCUCCGUGCGUUUGGGCGGCAAACCCCGCGAACAAAAUGGAGAAGGGCAGAAACGUGGUGGUUUCAGCUCUACAGUUUGCCUGCACUGACGACGUCUCAACCAAUGUCGCCACCGCCGAGAGGCUUGUUAGAGCUGCUCAUAAAAAAGGUGCAAAUAUUAUUCUUAUUCAGGAACUCUUUGAAGGUUAUUACUUCUGUCAGGCACAGAGAGAGGAUUACAUUCAAAGAGCCAAGCCUCAUGAGGGCCACCCAACAAUUCUAAGGAUGCAGAAACUUGCUAAGGAGUUAGGUGUAGUCAUACCUGUUAGCUUCUUUGAGGAGGCAAACAAUGCACAUUAUAAUUCUAUAGCCAUUGUUGAUGCUGAUGGAACUGAUCUUGGGGUCUACAGAAAGUCACACAUCCCAGAUGGACCAGGUUACCAGGAAAAGUUCUAUUUUAAUCCAGGUGACACAGGCUUUAAGGUUUUCCAGACCAAAUUUGCAAAGAUUGGAGUUGCUAUCUGCUGGGAUCAGUGGUUUCCAGAGGCAGCACGGGCAAUGGUUCUUCAAGGUGCUGAGGUUUUGCUUUAUCCCACGGCUAUUGGGUCUGAACCUCAAGACGAAGGGCUAGACUCCCGUGAUCAUUGGAAGCGGGUUAUGCAAGGACAUGCUGGGGCCAAUUUGGUGCCUGUUGUGGCUUCAAAUCGAAUAGGAAAGGAGAUAAUUGACACUGAGCAUGGGAAAAGUGAGAUUACAUUUUAUGGAAACUCUUUUAUCGCAGGACCUACUGGAGAAAUUGUUUCAACUGCUGAUGAUAAAGAAGAAGCUGUUCUUAUCGCUGAAUUUGACCUGGACAAGAUCAAAUCACAGCGACAUUGUUGGGGUGUAUUCCGAGAUCGCCGACCAGAACUAUAUAAGGUGCUACUGACACUAGAUGGCACCAAUACUGUUCUGUAAAAAAAAAAAAAAAAGCCUCCACGACAUUGUUAUGGAAUUAUGUAUGGGAUGUUUUAGUCCUCUAAAUGCCUCCAGGACAUGUAUCAUCAUCAAUAAUGAGGGUGAACAAAUAUUAUUAUCUACCAGUCCAUUGUAAUUCAAUAAAUAUGUAGACUUGAGAGCCAUUCAGCCAAGUACUCGGAUAUUCUGUAUUAGAUCUUUCGGUUAUUAUGAUUAACUUGAAUCACUUCAUAUCAUCU